GCCGCUCAAUGGAGGCGGAGGUAGCCAUGUUGUAGAAAGCUCAAACAGGAGAGAGUUUAUCCACAACCCGUCACUGUCCACCUGCACGGCGCUGAGUCUCGCACAGCCAGUUUCCUCUUCGGACUGCCGGCUUGUAGCGGACAACAUGAGCGGCGGGACGCCUUACCUCGGGAGCAAGAUCAGCCUGAUCUCGAAGGCCGAGAUCCGCUACGAAGGCAUCCUGUACACCAUCGACACGGAGAACUCCACCGUGGCUCUGGCUAAAGUCCGAUCCUUUGGUACAGAGGACCGGCCCACCGACCGACCCAUCCCCCCUCGAGAUGACACCUUCGAGUACAUCAUCUUCAGAGGCAGCGACAUCAAGGACCUGACUGUGUGUGAGCCGCCCAAACCAACAUGCUCUCUCCCUCAGGACCCCGCCAUCGUCCAGUCGUCCAUGAGCUCCAGCUCCUCGUCUUCUGCGGCCGCCGCCCCGACCCCGUUCCAGUCUGCUGGGUCCUACGGCCUGUUCAACCGGGCUCCAGUUCCUGCCUACAACCAGUUCAGCACCAGCCCCCUGGUGUCCCCCCAGUUCGGACCAGUCGGUGUGGGACGAUCAGUGGCCUCGUUUGUGAGCGACUCGAGCUCGACCCAGACUCUGAGCUCCUCUAUUGGCUCUGCUCUGUCCUUUGACUCUCUGUCUCUGGGUGCGUUUGUAACUGAAGGCCGCAGCAGCCCCAGCCUGGACCCUCUGCGGAAGAGCCCCACCCUGGAGCAGGUCAUCCAAACGGCCCCGUCGGCCCCAACCGCCACUGCCGCCGCCCCCGGCCUCGGACGCCGGAGCCCCGCCCACGGCCGCACGGCCCCCUCCGCCACCGGCCAGAAGGUCCAGCACCAGCACCAGCACCAGGACGGAGCGGACACGAGGAGGGGUGAGACUGUCAGGGGAGGCCGCAGCAGCCAGGGCUGGGCUGCACCCCGAACCAUCUCCGCCUCUCACAUCAGUGCUGUAGAUAGAUCAGCUGCAGGGCUUACCCACUCUAUCUUUAGCCACCCAGGCUCUGACAUCCAGAAAGUCUCCAAACCCGAGGCUGAGCAGGCGCGAGGCGAAGGCAGGGAGCACAGUAAACGUUCGCCAGCGGCUGCUGGAGCGCCGGCCAACCGGCGUGGGCGAGGGGGCGGACACCGCGGCAGAGGGCGCUUCAACGUGCGCCGAGAUGGACCCAUGAAGUUCGAGAAGGACUUUGACUUCGAGAGCGCCAACGCCCAGUUCAACAAGGAGGAGAUCGACCGGGAGUUCCAGAGCAAGCUCAAGCUGAAAGAUGAGAAGACGGAGAAGACAGAGAAGGCGGUGAACGGCGAGGACAAGGGCGACUCAGGCGUCGAGACCCAGAACAGCGAAGGAAACGCCGAGGAGGAGGGAGGAGGUGGAGGAGGAGGAGGAGGAGGAGGAGGAGACCCACUCGGACCCAACUGCUACUACGACAAGUCCAAGUCCUUCUUUGACAACAUCUCCUGUGACGACACCAGGAAAGCAAAUGAGAAGUCUGGAGUCUCAGGUUUCCCCAGGGAGCGGAGGCAGACCUGGGCCGAGGAGAGGAGGAUGAACGCCGAGACGUUCGGCAUCCCUCUGCGUCAGGGCCGAGGCCGCGGAGGUUACCGCGGGCGUGGUGGGAUGGGCUUCCGUGGAGGUCGGGGUCGUUCGGCCAGCCGAGGGUCCUUCGGGCCGCCGCAAGGGGGAGGCGGCUUCAGGGGAGGAUACAGAGGAAACCAGGCCGGACGGGAGUUUGCCGACUUAUCAGCAUACAGGAAGGACAACAAAGUGGCUGCGUAGUCUCACUGGGGAGGAAGGUGGAACUUCUUCACGCUUCGACAGAAAACAAAUAGUUUGGUUGCUAUUUUGUUGACUUAAAAAUAAUGAAGAUUGUCUACUAGUUGUAUAUUUGUCACCAGCACUGGGGGUAGACUGCUCGAACACACCGGUGGAAACAACAACAACAACAACAACAACAACAGCAGCAGCAGCGGCGGCAGCGUAACUUAUCAGACAACAGUCCACAUCUCAGCUGAAAUACUUCUGUAAAAAAUGUCAUAUUUGUUUUACACUGCGUUCUGUCCCUGGAUCCUUUCCUAAACCUGUAUUUGAUAAUAUUUUGUUAGCUUUAUUUGGGGGUGGGGUGGGUUCAGCAGAUCCUGUAAGUCCAGCACCAGACAGCCCGUCACCUUUCUAACAUGUACUUUUCUAUGACGACAUCACGUCUCUCCUCCUCUCCUCUCCAGUCGCCGUGCUCGUGAUUAAUUCACCCGAACUCACGUUUUCGGUUUCUCUUUUUAGAGUCACACGGUAACAUUAGCGUAGCGAGCAGACGGAUCAUAGGUCAAGUUUCUUUUUCUUUGUGAUCCGCUUCACGACGAGCCGCCGGCGCUUCAAGGUGCUUCAGUUAGUUUAAGAAACAGACGAGGAAUCCGAUAUUAUUAAUAUUAACCAGCUUAAAGCCUCGCAGCAGAUAGGGCAUGUAGAUACGGAAGUAAAACACGGGGAAAUGUUUUUACGUUUCCUCUUUAAGAAUGCAUUAACUGUCAUCAUCCAAUGAAAAACACGCUUUAAAAGUUAAUUAUUUCUGGGUUUCUGUCCAUGCGUCAGGAAUUCUAUCUAUAGGAAUUCUAAAUAUUAGACCACCCUUUUUCUUCAAUUUAUUGUUAAUUUUAAUUCCUGGUACAACUAAAGGUACAUUUGUUUGGACAAAUAUAAAAACAACAAAAAUGGCUCAUAAGAGUUAUUUAAAUACUGUAUGUAAUUUAAGAGUUGAUAUCUAGACAUUCUCCAUGGUUUUCUUGGUAACAACAAAAUCAUUAACGACAAGCAGGUUAUAUGACGAUGACAUCAUCAAGCGGUGUAGAUUUAUAGUAUAGUUUAAAGCUACUUUUGCCUGUUUUUCUUAUACAGCGAGUCAAGUGACAGACUUAAAAAUUAUUAUCAAAAAUGAAUACAUAUUAUAGCCGUGUUAAAGCUCCAGGCAGACUGCACAAACGGAGAUCUAAAAAUAUUUUCGGUUCAUUUUUCAGCUUUGGUGGCACAUUAUAUGGCUACUGAAUUGAAAUGCAAAUCAUUUUACUUGCAUUUUGUUGACACAGUGAAGUUCAGAGCGCUCCGGACAUUAAAAAGGAUAAAUUAAAAAUUCCUGCACCAAAGAUGCCAAUUACUGGGCAACAGAAACCCAGAUUAAAGAGCUUUAUUUGUAUUUAAUAUCUGAAUGAAUUAUAUUUUAUUGUGAAAAUCCAACGACAACACAGAAAUUAAAUCGAGGUGUUUAUUUUUCAGUGUCCAGCAGAAAACAGCACAAACCUGCCAGUAAAAAAAAAACAAAAAAAACAACUCUGAUGAGGAGAAUUUCAGUUUUUAGAGCUGUAAAUACUGAGUAGAAAGAUGAUUCAUUACAUGCAAUUACUACAUUUUGAUGCUCAUGUGACAUUGAAACGUGAACUGCUUUUAAUAAAUCAUCUUUGCUGCCGGACAGUAUAACAUAACAAACUUAUAAAGUCAAAUACUUUUAGUUAUUAAAUAAGAAAAAUACGAGCCAAUAAUUGUCCUUUUUAAUGUGUUUUUCAUAGUUUUAUGGCAGUUAAAUCCAUACAUAUAAAGUAACGUUAUGUAUCAUAUUUCACUUUAUUUGUCGGAUUAGUUUCUGGCCUUUAAAACCUCGUGUAGCUGCAGCUGUUCCAGAUGUUCUCACACUAAUUUAUUCUGCGUUAACGUCUCAUUUCUUUCCUCCUCUUACGGUAAACACUUCACGUUUAAAGCCACUAAGUUUGUGCCGCAGCACUGCACGGCGGUCGUCCGCCCGCACCAGCUACAGGAAGGGAUGUCAACGAUGAAAUAGAAAAUAAAAGUCUAGAAAAACAAAGCUAGCUGUCUGCGUGUAGCAACAUAGUUUUCUAGCAAUAUUCCUACUUGUGUUUGAGGAUGCGAAGGAUCCGGUCGGAUGAAUUGUGACUGAAUAGUCUGAACUCGGCCUGGCAUCAUUUAAGUACUUUAAAAAACAGUUUUUCUCUCUGAUUUGGCAGGAAAAUGUUUAGAGAUGCACUUUUAAUGCCGUUUUCUGUUUAUCUGUCCUGAGAUUGUAUAGAGAUUGCAAAGACUCUGUCAUGUCACCAUAAAUGAGAAUCAACAGGCUAACAAGGAAAAAAAAAAAAAACUAGAGUCAUGGAAAAAAUUAUUUAGACCACCCUUGUUUUCUUCAGUUUGUUCAUUUUAAUGCCUGGUACAACUAAAUGUACAUUUGUUUGGACAAAUAUAACAAAAAUGGCUCAUAAGAGUUUAAUUUAAGAGCUGAUAUCUAGACAUUUUCCAUAAUUUUCUAGAUAAUGAUUUUGGUUAUGAUCAAGAAAAACAUGGAAGAUGGCUUUUUCCAUGACUGUAGGUAUAAACAGAUGGUUAAGGAAUAUUGUUCUCAACAGACCUGGGUCACACAAACAUUUGGUUUGAUUUCAUAUCCAUCAAAGAAAAUCAAUUUAAAAAAUGACUUUCAGUUCAUUUCCAGCUGAAUUCUUCACUCACAGCAGCUAAAAAUGUCCAAAAGUUCAAUGAAGUUCAGUUUGGAUCCAGGUAUGUUUUCCUAAAGAUGUUUUAAAAUAAUAUGUGGCUUUGACUCUUUGAGAGCAAAAGAAAAUCUAAAAACUAAUAGUGAAAGUCUUCAGCCUGACAUGCAACUCUACCUUUAAAGUACUUAAUAGUGCUCAGGAAACACAGAGAAAAUCUCUUCUUGAUUCGCCUUAAUGCUUGAGAAUAACGGCUAAUGUCACAUUAAAAACAUGAGAGAAAUGUAAACGAAACUUUAUUGCACACGACUUUUUAAAAAAUUAUAAUUAAAUGCAAUUGAACUUCAGGAUGUUUCCUUGCUGGUGUAGAAGCUAUUCCUUCGCAUUAAGGCACCACGACAUUUGUUUCACCCACGAAAAAGAGGGGGGAAAAACAACACUCAAGGUGGACACAACGAGAAAACCUGCAGCUCUCAGACUGACAUAAAAACUCUUAAAAUUGAGUCAUUGAUAGAUCAAUAAAAUACUACAGAUUACCUAAUUAUCUUUAAAUGAUGUGUCAGAAGUGGAAAGAGGAGACAAACGAGAGGAACUUGCCUCGUCUCGUGCUCAGGAUUUGAGGGCGGAAAAAAAGCAUAAUUUAAACUGAAUUAAUGGCUUUUUAAAUUGAUCACAGUAUGGUUUGAGACUGAAGAAGCUCUGUAAAGGUCUUAAGAUCUUCAGACGAUGAAAUCAAACUUUAGCAGCAGUCUGGUCCUUCAGUCUUGGAUUAAACACUGAAAUCACUGAAAGCUGUGUUUUUCUGGCUGUGUCUAGACUCCCCCUGGUCCUCGAUGUACACCAGGACAGAAAUGUGUUUUAUUUUGAAAAAACGUUUCAGAGGGUCAUAGAUCGAACAGACUCUAGAGGUUCUCAACUGUUCAGGGCUGGAAAUGGUAAGACGUGUUUGUGGUAAUUUAGUCAUUUAUUAAAGCACAUUAUUAACUGAAAUUACUGCAGUCUUAAAGGAAUGAACCAGAUAUAAAAUGAUAAUGACUGAGGUUUUGUAGCUUACAGAAGAAGAGGACUUAAUUAAAACUUUGUUAUUUCAAUUAAUUUUUUGGUAAAUGCUGCAUUUAAGUAAAUCUAGUUAUUUUACCACAAACUUUACUAGCAAACAUUCAUAGUAUGCAGAGAAAGGGAAAAUAAACAUGCUCUUUAGUUUAUUUAUUAGUAUGAAAGAAUUUCUGCCAGUAUACGUUAUUAUUCAAAGAAACCUUUCAAAAUGACCUUUUUUCAAUCUCAAAAUUAAUUACUUUUAUUAUUUUGUGAUAAGCAUCUAAAAAUAAGCUUUUGUUAAAAACUGACAUCCCGAAAUAACUUAUUUUAAUAUGACACCUUUAAAUCUCAAACAGUGUAAUGGCUCUAAUUUAGGUUUCUCUCAAGACUAAUGACUUAGUAUCACAAUGAUAAUGAGGAACCUUCACAAAACAAUGAAUUGGUUAUCUUGAAAGAAUGACUUAAUUCGUUUGUUCCCCCAAAAAUAAUGAGAUAUUGCAAUUAGAAACGUGAUAAUUUAGGGAAUAAUCACUUCACAAUUAUAUCUUAAAAUAAUGAGAAACUAUCAAAAUAAUAAGACUGACAUCACAGUUUGAAGCUGAUUUCAGUUUCCUCUGACAGAAAGUUGAGAACCUCUGAGAUGUUAGAUGGGGAGAUGUGUGUUUGUGCGCGCGUGCACCUGGAUAUUUACAGGAAGCUCUUUAUUUUUGUUGUAAACAAGCGCACACGACACUACAUGAUGCUCGUACUUGUCCGUUGGUUGCCACAGAAUCGGAUCGGUUGGAAACAAGUUAGUUUAGAGGUUGUUGAUGCAAUAAGUGUAAAGGUGGUGAGCAUCAGUUUGUGGCUUCCUGUAACCCUCUGUGGAGUCGAUGCCACAUGUUUGUGUCUCUGAGCCCCGCAUGGCGUCCUCCUCUGUGGACUCAGUGGGUUUUUAUUAAGAGCAAAUAAUAAACCGUUGUUCAGUA
Molecule: messenger RNA, 6524 nt
Organism: Centropristis striata (black sea bass)
Lineage: Eukaryota; Metazoa; Chordata; Actinopteri; Perciformes; Serranidae
Gene: lsm14aa
Product: LSM14A mRNA processing body assembly factor a
Exons: 11
Coding region: 146-1813 (555 amino acids)
Biological process (GO): P-body assembly; cytoplasmic stress granule assembly
Cellular component (GO): P-body
Molecular function (GO): mRNA binding
Source: RefSeq, a predicted model, not a curated record